Molecule: messenger RNA, 1517 nt
Organism: Sceloporus undulatus (fence lizard)
Lineage: Eukaryota; Metazoa; Chordata; Lepidosauria; Squamata; Phrynosomatidae
Gene: ABHD1
Product: abhydrolase domain containing 1
Exons: 9
Coding region: 100-1338 (412 amino acids)
Biological process (GO): medium-chain fatty acid catabolic process; medium-chain fatty acid biosynthetic process
Molecular function (GO): acetylesterase activity; monoacylglycerol lipase activity
Source: RefSeq, a predicted model, not a curated record
AGAGGGCCGCCGUGGGCGAGUGCGCAUGCGCCUUCCGCGCCGGCUCAGUGCCCGCGCUCCUGCAGCUCCUCUUCCGCGAGAAAAGAAGAAGGAAGGAGGAUGCUACUCCUCCUGGGCUUCGGCUCUGGGCUCCUCGCCGCUUGCUACUACUACUACUACUCCCGCGUCCCCCAGCGUCCGGUGCUGCUGGCCUGCGGCCCCUUUGGCCAGUUCCUGUCCCGGCGGUGUCCGGUGGUGUCCGAGACCUUCUUCCCGACCCCCUGGUGCUUUGAGGGCCACCUCCAGACCAUCCUGCGUGUCCUCCUCAAGUCCAGGCCAGACGUCCACUACCAAAGCGAGGUGCUGCGGACCCCCGAUGGGGGUCAGCUCUGCCUGGACUGGGCCGAGGGCGAGGAGGGCCACGCCACCAGUGCCCACACUGACCCCAAGUGCUGCCCCACCGUCCUCUUCCUUCCCGGCCUGACGGGCAACAGCCAGGAGACCUACAUCCUCCACCUGGUGCGCAUCGCCCAGCGCAGGGGCUAUAGGGCCGUUGUGUUCAAUAACCGGGGCUGCAAAGGGGAGGAGCUGCUGACUCCUCGGGCUUUCUGUGCAGACAAUACUGAAGACCUGGAGCUGGUGGUGACCCACAUCAAGAGCCGUUUCCCUCAAGCCCCACUGAUGGCUGUGGGCAUCUCUCUGGGCGGGAUCCUGGUGCUGAACUACCUGGGGCAGAAGGGCCAGGAGGCCGGGCUGGUUGCCGCCAUGACCUGCUCCGUCACCUGGGAUUCCUUCGAGACCACCUCCUCCCUCGAGAGGCCCCUCAACCUGGUGCUCUUCAACCAGCGACUCACUGCCAACCUGCGUCGGCUCAUCCAGCGGCACAGGAAGGUUAUUGAAGGGAUGCUGGAUGUGGACCAUGUGCUGAAGGCUCGCAGCAUCCGGGAGUUUGAUGAGCGCUACACUGCUGUGGCCUUCGGCUACAAGUCCUGCGAGGAGUACUACCGGUCAGCUAGCCCCCGCUGGAAGGUAGGGGGCAUCCGGGUGCCUGUUCUGUGCCUCAAUGCCUCUGACGACCCCUUCUCCCCACGGCACGCCAUCCCCAUGGAGGCAGCGCAGAGGGUGCCUGCCCUGGCACUGCUGGUGACGGCAAGAGGGGGCCACAUUGGCUUCCUGGAGGGCCUCUUCCCCCGCCAUGAGAGCUACAUGGACCGCGUCUUCACCCAGUUUGUGGCCGCUAUCUUUGAGCACCCGCAGGAACUGGCCCAAGCAAUGGCCAUGGAGGCCGACCAGAGUGAAAGGAGUGAAGAGACCUCCAGGGAAGAGCCUAGCAGCUGCCCUGAGCCUCUGGCCACCUGAGAUCCCUGGUGGAUGAGGGUCCUGCUCCUGUCCCUCCUCACAGGGAAAGGUGCACAUGCAGUGGCAGGAACAGCACCACCACCACCUUCUGUGCAAAGGACAGGUCCUACUCCUUCAAGAGAGCACCACAAUCCCUCCCACUGCCUUAUGAUGAACACAAAUACAGGGUUGUUCUUUCA